AGACUAGAAGAAACAUUUGGGGCUCACUCUGAUCUCAAAGAUAAAUUUGUUGAAAACUUACCAGUCUUAAUGAGUGGCUCAAAAGCACGGCUAUAAGUUGAGAACAGAAGCCGCUACUAUAUCUGACAUCGUAUUUAUUUGGUCAGGAAAAUCUUAUUUUUAUCAGGCUAAAGGCAGGAAAAAGUCAGGGAAUUUUGAAAAGUGAUGCCUGUGGAAACCAUUAUUGAGCGCUACUCAGGCACUUCACGUGAGUAGGUGUUUAGAAACCCAACAACCACUUGAUUAUUUUACAACCAAGCGGACAAAGAUGUUUUCUUAUUUCUUAGUUAAGGCCAUUGGAAAGUUAUCAUAUAGUAUUUCACAGUAGUCUGGGGUUGAAGUUUGAAUAUUACAUAGUUUUAAUAUCUGAUUAAAAACAAGUAAAGUUAGUUUAAAUUUCAGUCCACUUCUGAGGGCAUUUAUUCACUUGCUCAAUUGAAAUACAAUGUCGGCCAUGUAAUGAGCAUAGUGGGUUUUGCAUUUGAAGUGAGACAUUUCGUAAGCCAUGCUAGCUACGUCCUAUGGGCAAACUAAAGGUUAAGCGUAUGUGGUGUUCUAGUGAAAUUCAGAGCUGACUUUUAUAAAAAAUCAUUUUCGAUUUCUCAGUUUGCCAAGUUCUCAAGUGUCCACUGCGGGUCUCACGAUUGAACGAGACUUGCUGGCCGAUAUCACAGCAGUAAAAAUCCGAUCGAAAUUUGUUGAUCUGUAUAUCGCAUUUUAAUGUCAGCUAUACAAAAAAAAAAACAAAUUCGCACGCGGUAGAAAACUCCAGUGAUGUUGAUUACUCUUUAAUCUAAACUUCCUAUAACUGAAUGAAAACAAAAAUCUACGAAAGCAGUCAUCAUAAGGCUGCUUUUUCAUUUAUUUAUCUUCUCAAUUGGAUUUUGCUCAUAUAUUUAAAUUGUGUCUCAAGUUCUCAAAAUAUUGGCAAAAAUUUUACGACUUGUAAUGUUCCUGAAAUGUCGGGUUUUACACCCUGGAGUGCAUACCUACUUCAAUAUAAGGGAGCAGUUGUUUAAGUAUGAAUUAAAUAUGAUGUCAGCACAGCGGUCAAAUAAAUAAAUGACAUGUUCACCGUGAAUAACUGAUGACGUCCGGUUAUUUGUACUGGAGUCGCCCUCUGUGCUUCUGGCGAUUUCGUGGCCUUUUCGCUAAUUCGUACCAGGUCAUUGUAUUUUCUAGGUAACCAGUCAUUUGUAUUUCCGUAAUUAAGUCUUGCGGACUUUUUUUAUCUCGGUUUUUUUUUCCUAUUUUGUCCCGAAAAUUUCGCGGUGGCAAAUUUCUGGUCUGGCACUCGACGACUGGUUUGUGGGAGAAGAUAACGAACGAAAUUGCAUUUUAAAGAGGCACAGAAGUCUCCACUAGAAACCCGCUUCAGUUUUGCGGCAUCUGAGCUGAGAACAACCGAGCUAACUGUCGUGUCACUAAAAAAACGAAACUCCAGUGAAACCGAACGAACCGGAUGCCGUUCAGCGCUAGAAAAUAACCAUCACGAGACUUCAACACUGUUCAGCUUAUCAAAAACUGCUCUGUUUCUAGAUCCUUUAGCACUGAUGUACCACACUCUGUUGUACCAAUUAAGACUGCGAUGAAUCUUAUGUAAUUUUACACUGGCUCAAGGCGAAGACAUCCGAUCCAAGAGAGAGUUGAAUCGGCUGAGCACCUGUCAUCACAACUUACAGAAUAUUUCGCAAAACGAUACGCCUCAUUUCCAUUUAUUGAUGAAAUAUAGUGCCUUUCGCGCCAUUGUAAUUAUUUCGCUGCUGUGAUCUCACAGUGGAAGUAAUUAUUUAGCUUGCCUGUUAAUAUAAAAACCUCCAGGCCAUCAUAUAUUGUCUCAGGAGUUUUUUUCCUGGCAGCUGAACUAAAUAUAAUACUGGAAGAAAAACACUUUUUCGCGAUAAUCUCCUUCGUUUAACCACAACAGAAGAGAGUUUACAUCUGGCGUUGUGUCACGUUGUGGACACGUAGUGACGAGAAAAUUAUUGGACUGACACUUUUGGCUUCAGCCAUGUUUAACAAUACUACUGAAGACCUGUCAGGCGACAUCCUGCCAGAGUUACACACCUACCGCCAUAUUGAGCUGGCGUCCGCGAUUGUCCUGUGUGUUCUGUCACCGGUUACUGUGAUAUCGAACGCUCUGCUUUUGACGGCGAUAUAUAAGGAUCCUUUGAGGUGUUUCCGUACUCCAAUGACCUUCUUUAUUGCGGGUCUUGCCGUGGCUGACUUCCUCAUUGGAUUGACGGUUGAACCGUUUUUUGCCGCUUAUUACUUUAGGGAGAGGCCCAGCGAGAGUUUCAGGUUAAUUCACAGAAUAGGAGGCAUCAUCUCCACAGUUGCAAUUAGCUUGUCUUUCUUCGUUGUAUUGGCGCUGUCGGUGUGUCAGUACAUUGCGGUAACGUACCCACACCAAUUCAAAGAAAUUGUGUCUAGAAAUCGAGUUUUAUCCUUCCUCACUGUUAGCUGCGUGUACCUCACGAGUUUCUGUAUGUUGCAGUUUACAGGAAUGAACAUGAGCACGUUCUUAAAGAUGGACCUUAUCAUUCACCCCACAUUGUUUUCACUCAUUCUAAUAAUAGUCCAGGUCCUACUUUACACCUCGUUCAACCGGCAUCUACAACAAAGCAACACGCUUCGCAGAAAAGCAUCCUUAAACCAGUCGCUGCAGAAAGUGAACUCGUACAAGAGGAGACACAAUGAACGCCAGUUCACCGUCAUGACAUUUUAUCUCACAGCCAUCUUGCUAGCUUCGGCUUCUCUGCACAAUGUGGUCCUGUAUAUUUAUCUCUUUAGGAAGCCAAAAAACAAGGUCGAAAAUGUCAACAUCCACAUUGGACUUCGCAUCAGUGAUCUAAUGCUCUUUAUUAAGGUCGCUUUAGACGUGUUUAUCUAUGCAUGGAGACUUCCUUCUUAUCGUAGAGCUCUCAGGUACACGCUAUUUGAUCGUCGAUCCAUGUCGCGACCGUCUUCCACACUGCGGAAAACCAGUGGUGGUAUUACAGGCAUGCAAGGGAUUGGUCGAAGAGAGCCUGGAACAGAACAUACAUCAACAGUAUAACUUUGACACUGAACUUUUUGUGUGGGCUUACAAAAAUUGCAACCCAAAGUUUGGGUAAAGAUUACCCGGAAAUUUAAACUGAAAGGUUUUUCCUUUGUAAGUUAUUGGGAGCCCAAGAAUUAUAGGAAGUGAAAUUCAGCGUCUCACUUCCUGGGCUUUUUCCUAGACGAUUUUCAAAUUUCGGGGAGAAAGGCCUGAAAACGAGUGAUACUUACAAGACAGUGGUAGCCACAGCGACUAAAGAUGCGUAUUUCCUUUGUACAAAGAACACAGUCUAGUAAAUGACAGGGAAAUCGCUGUGUUGUAAAGCAAUUUGAGUCAAUAAGAUCAUCUCAUACUAAAAUUGAACAAGAGAAAAUAAAUAUUUGUUAAAUCCGAUCGGAUUUUUGCCUUGUCCCUUUUUUUCCGUCACAUGCAAAUUAGUGAAAGACACCAAAAAUAUCGUCCCAUUGCGACAUGUCGUAGACAAAUUGGCUGCUUUGUGGUCUUUGUAGUAUAAUAAAAUUAUUGGAUUUACCAGAAAAGUCAAAAUUAAAAUCAUGUGGUUUAUUUAUUUAAAGUUUAUAUUUAUCAAGAGAAUUAUCUGGCAAUUUUUUUUUUAAGAUGUUAUGGACCCACCAGCGAGAUUUUCAGCAGAGAUAUACUAAAUAAAAUGACCGCUCUUUCUUCUGGAAGUCAAAGCUCUAUUAUAUGAAUUUCAUCUCUCCGUUAAAUAAAAUAUCGGUUUCCAUUUGUGAACUGAGUAGCUUGAGUUCAGACGUCUACGAUUUUUUUUUUUUUUUUUCACUUUUUACGCGCGAAAAGUAACCUGCGAUUCGGUCUUUUUGGGUGAACGGGAAGGGCCAAAAAAAGAACGCCUGAUCGCAGCUUAUACGCGAACGGAAAAAGUAGACGUCAGCACGUCUCUGAUCUCUCCCGCACCAUAAUGAAGAGGGCUCCAAAAACAGGUAGCAAGCAAAACCCAGCGGGUACACAUUGGAUCGGUGAUUGAUUCAUCAAUUCGGCCGAAGUUCUUCACGAAAGAUUAAGCAAAGCCGGCACAACUUGAUCACAACCGGUCACCAUUAUGUAUAGAGCAAGUUACAGAAUUUUGAUACGAAGGUGUUUUAAAGAGUGAUUAUUGUGAAAUAAAGUGUAAUGCACACAAUUUCCCUAAUGCGGAGAGAGCUAGUGAAGAUUUUAGUCCCGAUAAGAUGAUAGUCGUAUUAUAUUGUAUUAAGACGGCGGUUUUGCAGAAAGACCACUCGAAAAUGGAUCGAUCAUAUAUUUCCUUGUCAGGAUAAAGGAAGUUUUAUCUUAUUCAGUGGUGAUGAGAUGAAAAACAGUUCCUUUGCUUCUACAGAUGAACUUAAGUCUGGUAAAACGCUCACAACAUUUUAAACCACGGAGUACACUCCCUAUAGCAGACUACCGGGGUUGUUCCACCCUCCACCCUUUUCACCUGAAGUAUCUGAAACGAUAUGGGAUUUCUCGCACUGAAGAAAUUCAGAAGAGAAAAGGAAACUGUCUCAAUUAAGAAUUUAAGAGUGCCAUUCAAGAUAUUUCGAACAAACA
Orbicella faveolata is the source of this 4651-nucleotide messenger RNA. RefSeq lists its product as uncharacterized. Lineage: Eukaryota; Metazoa; Cnidaria; Anthozoa; Scleractinia; Merulinidae. Gene Ontology annotation, molecular function: G protein-coupled receptor activity. Gene Ontology annotation, cellular component: plasma membrane. Gene Ontology annotation, biological process: G protein-coupled receptor signaling pathway. The record is from RefSeq and is a predicted model, not a curated record.